CAAAGCUGGAAUUUUGCAGUCUCUCUCCGUUUGCACAGUUGCAAUGACCACAGGCUUUUCUAAAGGGGGUUGCAAAUGAAGCGCCGUAAAGGAAAGCACCGUCACUGAACAUUUAAAACUUGUGACAGUUGUCGCGGAAGGGAGUGGAAGAGAACCAGUGGCUCAUACAACUUCAUGCACUGUUGAACUUUCACUAAUAGUUAUUUGUAUUAACUUUGGAUUUGGACUAGUUGGUUUAUUCUAUCGCUGUAUUAAUGUUUUCCAAUGACUUCUCCAUAAGAAGCUAUGGGAUCGGCUAGUUCAGCUAACAACUGUUCACUGGCAGGACAUGUAAACUGUACUAACACGACCGAAGCGCCUGGGGAGGAGUGGAUGGUGGGCAUGGGUAUGGUGAUGGCUCUUAUUGUCUUAGGUAUCGUGUUUGGAAAUGUGCUGGUGAUUACGGCAAUAACAAGAUUCCAGCGACUUCAGACUGUAACAAACUCUUUUAUUACUUCAUUAGCGUGUGCAGAUCUGGUUAUGGGUCUCAUUGUAGUGCCGUUGGGCGGCAGCACGGUUAUCCUAAAAUCCUGGAAGUUUGGCAAUUUCUUAUGCGAAUUCUGGGCUUCUGUGGAUGUGCUUUGCGUGACUGCUAGUAUAGAGACCCUCUGUGUAAUCGCCAUUGACAGGUACGUGGCCAUCACCUCACCAUUCAGGUACCAGUCUAUAAUGACAAAGUGUAAAGCUAGAAUUUUGGUACUGGUGGUUUGGAUUGUCGCUGCACUGAUCUCAUUUCUACCCAUCCACAUGCACUGGUACCGAUCCAAGGAGCCUAACGCCAUCCUAUGUUACCAAAAUGAACAGUGUUGUGACUUUUUUGCCAAUACAGGCUACGCUAUCAUAUCCUCCAUCAUUUCCUUCUAUAUUCCCUUGGUGGUAAUGGUAUUCGUGUACUCAAGAGUCUUUCUGGAAGCUAGAAAACAGCUAAAAAAGAUUGACAAGUGCGAGGGAAGGUUUUACAAUAAUCACGACAGUCAGCAACAAGCGAACAAAGUGGAUGGUAAAAAUGGCAAGUCUGGAAGCAGAAGGGUCUCCAGAUUCUGUUUGAAGGAGCACAAAGCACUUAAGACACUGGGACUCAUCAUGGGGACAUUCAUCCUUUGCUGGCUUCCGUUUUUUAUUUUUAACAUUUUGCAGGUUAUAUUUAGUGAGCUAGAGAACAGUGUAGUUUACAUACUUUUGAAUUGGCUGGGCUAUAUCAACUCGGCCUUUAACCCCCUGAUUUACUCUAGGAGUCCGGACUUCAGACAUGCCUUUCAGGAAUUGCUUUGCUUUCUAAAGAAGCGGACCUCUCCAAUCAAUUUAAGCUACAAUGGCAACUCUCAACAAGGCAACGCCAGUACUGGCAUUGCCAUUUAUCAAGAGGAUUAUCAGUUGGCGAGUGACCCCUUGAACCAUUUGCCCCCCUUCCAGACAGACAACAUGGUCGACGAGCUGUUACUAACCAGCAAAGACAACAUGUUGAAUGGUGGCAACAUAGAUGCCAAUGGGAAUACCCCACCUAGUUCCACCAGUUCUGCCAUCUAAGGAGUUGCGUAGCACAGAGAGCACUUUUACUAAACUUAUCUCAGGAAAGCAGCUAACCAUUUUGUUUUUGUAUUUUUAUUAACUGAUGCACCACGACAUUUCUGUAUACCGCAGGAGCUGUUGCUGCAAUUUGAAUAAAGCUCCAUUUUUUAA
Protopterus annectens (West African lungfish) is the source of this 1719-nucleotide messenger RNA. RefSeq names its product beta-2 adrenergic receptor-like. The record is from RefSeq and is a predicted model, not a curated record. NCBI's taxonomy places the organism in Eukaryota, Metazoa, Chordata, Ceratodontiformes, Protopteridae. The coding region runs from base 286 to 1566 and encodes 426 amino acids. Gene Ontology annotation, biological process: negative regulation of smooth muscle contraction; adenylate cyclase-activating adrenergic receptor signaling pathway; norepinephrine-epinephrine-mediated vasodilation involved in regulation of systemic arterial blood pressure. Gene Ontology annotation, cellular component: membrane. The transcript has a single exon. Gene Ontology annotation, molecular function: norepinephrine binding; beta2-adrenergic receptor activity.